AGUGUGAGCGGCGGUGGAUUAGAAGAAUUUUGAAUGUCGAGAUGAUUGGGAGCAGAUAUUGGAAUUCAGCAUUUAGAAACUUACAAUUUCAUGACGUCUCAGUAUAUUUUUAUGUUGCAUCACUUAUAUCUCUCAACAUAAGUCUAAACAAGGGUCAAAUAUGAUUUGUCACUACAAACAUGACAUGGAACGACAAUUAUCAUGUCAUACAUGUAUAUGCAGCAUCUGUCGAUACAAGGUACCAGGAUGUUCCGGCGUGUCCAUACCGCCUACCAGGUGUUAGCUACGACCUUCUCCUGCCGGGAUGCACCGUGAAAAAUCGCUUUAUUCAUGGAGUGGGUAAUCCCGAGCUUUAUGCGAUGGCUCCAAAAUCUCUUUUUUUCUAUCACGAAUGUACUUCAGCAGUGAAUUGACAUCUUUAGGAAAACGCACGAGCAUCACAGAUGGAACUAUAACUCAUCCGGGUUCGACGCACCCUCACCUUAUAAUUUCUGGGCUGCUAAUUAUCGAAACGUAAUGGAUGAGGCCCGAAAUCACCCGGAAGACGUUUGCUUCACGGAGCCAAAUGUCGCCGAAGCGGUUAACCCGGGACGCAACCCUUUGCGCAAUGUUGCGGCCGCACGUGACCCGCACGUGCGACCAAUUUCUUUUCUAUUACGACGGAUUAUCUGUGAUUCCUGUCGAUGCGCUCUUCGCAGUUUGUAACGGCUCGUAAAACACAAGGAUUGAAGUAAAGGUGAAGUAGCAGUUCCUCUCAUAGAAGAAGUCAUUUUCGAGAAAACGUACCCUCCGAUUGGUCACUGGUCGCAAUUCUCCCGGCAGUGUUCCAGACCGGUAUCUAGGAACGAGAACGACGACGGUUCCUUAUCAGAUCGAUGAAGAGGCGGCACCGCUACCCCAGCAACCAAGGGGUAGGCAGGCUCUGCCAGCCGAGCGCUCGACGAAUGGGGUCGUAGCUGGGCUUUCAACCCCGGCAUGGCUUCCGCCUUGCCGCUCGCCGCUUUUCGAUUUUAGUACUGUGAGAAACCACCUGAACGAUCGGAACACGGUAGGUGGUCGGUCGGCAGGAGGCUGCGAAAAGUCUCGGCUUGUGUUAUAGCGAAAUCGGUAAAUCUCGGAAACAUUCUGAAGAACAUCGAAGAAGCUUUUAAACUCGCGCGGUGGUAUUUUCUGGGAGAAUCGCGACGGUUGUGACGGUUUAGAUGAUUUUUGAAUGAUUGUACGUUUGCGAAAAGAUAUUUAAGAAAUUUGUUAUUUAAGUUCUCCGCGUAAGUGUGAGCAAUCAAGAAAAUCCUGAAGAAUAUCUUCAAGAAGAGCACUCAAGAAUCGCGCAAAUUUUCGUAGCGAAUUUUUGGAUAGUUGCAAACGAUAAUUUACGCAAUCGCUGUAAUAAAAGAAUUUCAAAAAAGACAAUUAAAGUGCCAGCGUGAUUGUAAUUUGGAAACUGAAGAAUGACUAAAGAAAAUAGAAGAUUGAGCAUACCUGCACGAUAAGAAAAAUGACAAAAUGCAAUUAUCAUAUUUAAAACCCGCGUCUUCGAUUAAAAAUUAAGUGAAAGUAAGAUAUAAUUUUCAAGAAACGUGUCGAAACAAUGGAGAAAACAACGUUUGCUAUAAAUAUAAUAAAAUAAAUAAUUAUAGAAGUAAGAAAGGGACGCCAAAUAAUCCCGCACUUGCUAAAACAAUAUAAUCGAUAUAAUUGCAAAAAGGAAAAAUAAAGAUCUGUAAAGUACAGAAGAAUCUUACAGAUACGCAAGGAAAAACAUAAAUAUAAAAAAUGUAAUAAAUAUUAUUCUCGCAGAAAUAUUUAUUGAAGCGCACGAAGAUGUUUUGCAAGCAUUGGAAUGACAACUGGAUCUCUUCGUCUCGACGUCACAAGUGACAUCGCUGAAAACGAGCCAAGGCAUCCCGAAACGUGAAUAACUUAACAAGUUGUCCCAGCAAAUCUCGACACGUGCCCGGAGGUUCGCCAAGACACGUGUCGGUGUUUAGAAAUAUUAUCCUGCACGCGUCUAGCUGGCACGUGUCGAUCGUAUCUCUCGAUUCUCCAGACGUGAUCGAGUGCGCAUAAGUGCGAUCUGAGAUUCUGACGGUGUAAUUUUGCAGCUGAGAAUUUAGUUAUCGCAAUUGUUUGAUAAUUAUUAUCCAAAGUUAUAAUACGGAGAAAUAAAUGGCGUAAAUUAAAGCAGUCGCAUCGUUCUACAUCUAGUCAAACAGUCUAGUCAUAUCGUCGUUAAUUAGCAACUGAAGGUCGAUCUGGAGUCGACGAGCGAUGCUGAAUUAACGCGAAGGAAGAUCAUAUCGCAAUCAACGCAGCCGUGUGAAGCCAAGAUUGUUAACAUAAGCUGAUAUAUAAAGUCUCGGUGAUUAUUGGCGAACAGCGCUAUGUAUUCGAUGGACAAUCUCGAGCGGGACAUGAUGAAUCGACAGUACAUAUACGAGGCGCACAGCUUCCUGGGGAACCCGGCGAUCCCGGCGUUACCACCGCACUGCGGUGUGCCAACGACGGCAACGCUGCCGGCGGUGAUCCCGUCGCAGCUGCCGUCGUCGCAUCAUCCGUCCGGUAGCACCGGUAGCACCAGCGGCAGCGAGCACUAUCUGUACGACGAGAAUAGCAGCGACAACGAGAGUGUCUACAGCAGCGAUCAAGAGAAUCAUGCGAGAGAACGAAGCCGAAGUAAUCGACGCAGCGGUGGGUCGGGGAAAUGCCCGAGACAAGUGCAGAAGGUCAUAGUCCGUGGAAGCGGUGGGAAUCCAUUCAUCUCGCACUCGCUCUCGUGGUCGAGAAAAUCGGAUAUCUCGCCGAACGGUACGAUGUAUGCGAAAGUUUGGACGCCGGAAGAUCCGCGAACGUCCAAAAGUGGGACGACGUUCGAAUAGACAAUUUUGGUGGCCAAACUAAUUUUACUUACAAAUAAAAGAAAAAUGAACACGUUGUUUGGUCACAAGGACAUGCCUCAUCUCGCGUGUUAUUUAGUGUCUAAGGAAAAGCGUUUCUAGUCACUGGACCUAGUCAUGCGAUUUAUAUCUUUCAAUCAUCGAAAUAUCUCCGAUUUUUGGACAAUAGAGUUAACCAAUUUUGUAAUAACGGAUUCAACUUUCAUUACUUUUUUGCAUAAUACAGUUAUGCAUCUGCAUAUCUAUGGGACAUUUUUACGAACGUUCUGCGGAACGUGCUUUGUAAAUAGGAAUUACCGAAAUAGAUGAAUUAAUGGAAUAAGCACUAUUUAUAUAUAAUUAUCGCGACGUAGGUGAAAUGAUGUGCAACCAGCAUCAUUAUCGCCACUGUGAAUAACAACGCCAAAUAAAGGUAGUUCUGAAA
Molecule: messenger RNA, 3321 nt
Organism: Linepithema humile (Argentine ant)
Lineage: Eukaryota; Metazoa; Arthropoda; Insecta; Hymenoptera; Formicidae
Source: RefSeq, a predicted model, not a curated record